Harmonia axyridis is the source of this 2553-nucleotide messenger RNA. RefSeq names its product E3 UFM1-protein ligase 1 homolog (gene Ufl1). Gene Ontology annotation, cellular component: endoplasmic reticulum membrane. The record is from RefSeq and is a predicted model, not a curated record. The transcript is spliced from 4 exons. NCBI's taxonomy places the organism in Eukaryota, Metazoa, Arthropoda, Insecta, Coleoptera, Coccinellidae. The coding region runs from base 158 to 2440 and encodes 760 amino acids. Gene Ontology annotation, molecular function: UFM1 ligase activity. Gene Ontology annotation, biological process: response to endoplasmic reticulum stress; regulation of proteasomal ubiquitin-dependent protein catabolic process; protein K69-linked ufmylation.
CAAAAUAUAUGACGUUUAUAUGUUGACAGUAUCAAUUAUUUAUAACCAUAUGUUUAAAUAAUUUUGGGUAAUUUGAAUUAUCUUGGAGAGACAAUUUGGUGUACCUACUAUUAUACAUAUUUAAAUACUCUAGUGGACAAUUUGAAAUUAAUUGAAAAUGACUGACUGGGACGAAGUCAAACGCUUAGCAGCUGAUUUUCAAAAAGUUCAACUUGGCAGUGCUACUCAAAGGUUGUCCGAAAGAAAUUGCAUUGAAAUAAUAUCAUGGUUGAGAGAAAAAAAAAUGAUAGAUUUGAUUUUCUCAUCAGAUGGGAAAGAAUGUUUAACACCUGACCAGCUACUAAGAGAUAUGCAAGAUGAGAUUUAUGCCAGUGGGGGAAGAAUUGAUAUUGUAGAUUUAGCGAAAAUCAUUGGCGUCGAUCUAGCUCAUGUAAAUAACCAUCUGAAUGCAUUACUCAAACAUCAAAAAAAUUUGAACUUUAUUGUGGGACAGCUGAUUGAUUCUACUUAUAUCAACAAGAUAGUUAUUGAAAUCAAUGAAAAAUUGACUGCUCAGGGUCAAAUAAAUGUAAAUGAUUUAUCAAUGCAUUAUGAUCUACCUGGGGAAUUUUUGCAACAGAUCUUAGAGAAAAAUUUGAACAAAUCAUUGAUUGGGAAGCAAGAUAAAAGUGAUCCCAAAGUUUUUUUCACAGAAUUCUUUUUAGCAAGAAAUGUUGCUAAGAUAAGAGGUGCUAUUUUUGGACUCACUAAACCCACUCCUGUCGCAUCUAUCUUGAAUCAUAUUGAUGUUACCGAGAAGUUAUUCUUUAGUCUAUUUGAUCAAGCUAUGGGAUGUGGAUUAUUAACAAGCCGUUUAGUUGGUGCUCAGUAUAUUCCAGAUAUACAUUCUAAGUCGGUGCAUGACUGGGUCAACAACUUUUUUACUCAAAAUUCAUAUUUGGAGUAUGAUACUCUCAAAAGACUUGGAGUAUUUGAUUAUCAGUCAUAUGUUAAAAAACAGUUUAAUUCAGAGAAAAUUAUAUUUUUAAACUCAUGCUUGAUCUCAAGUGACUUAUUAGACAGAUUACUGGAUGAAGUAGAAGAUUGCAUAAGUAGUAAAUCAUUCACAGAUGUUCCAUCAAUUUUGCCUUCUGUAUUUAAUGAGAAGGAUAUUUCAUCAUUGUUAGAAUAUGUAAUGACACCACAAAGAAAGCAACAAAUAAUAGUUAUUGACAGUUUCAUCAUCAGCUUGGCUUUCAUUGAUAAAUUAAUGGAACUUUGUAAACAAGUAGCAGAAGAAAAUGCUAAAAAAUGUGUUGAAUCAGGUUUGUACCAAGAGUAUAAAAUGAAGCUUUUGACAGGAGCUCAACAGAAAUCUGAAAAAGUGGAUGAUUUUGAGGAAAAAGUAGAUAAGAGAGAAGAAAGAAGGAAAAAAGCUGCAGGAGGUAAAUCUGGUGGCGGUACCCAAGGUAGGGAAACUAAAACAAGAUCCACCAAGAAAGCAAAGGGUAACACAACAAAUCAGGAUACGACUAUUGUGGAUAACUCUGAAAAGAAACAAAUAUUAGAAAUAUUAUCUAAAGGUGAUAUUUCCAAUUGUAUUGAAAACAUUGUUGUUGAUGCUGGAUUGGACCUCAUAAUUGAAUCAAUAGUAGAAUAUAUUUUAGUAAGAUUGAACAAUGAUGCUUUGAAAAUUGCAGAGAAUAUCUAUGCUAAAACAGUCGUUGAUCAGACUGCAAACAGAAGGCAUACACACAAUGAAUUACAACAAAAAUUGAACAACCUUAUUGGAGAUGUAAGAUUAUUUGAAAAGGGCAUAAAAUUAUUUCCAUCCGAUGUACAGAAUCAUUUGUAUAAAUAUUUACUGAAAUCUAUAUGUACAGAUAUUGUCAAUGAGAUUCUUAAUUACCUUGCCCAAGAAAAUAAUUUGAGCGUCAACCUGAUCAAUAAUGAUCAAAGAAUGAAGUUUGUGAAUGAAUUACCACCAGAUGUCCGUAAUCCACUUCUUCCUUUAAUAAAAUCUUUAUCUUCAGGGAAUAUAGAUGAAUUUAUGGGUUCUAUUGAUGAAGCCCUAGGUGCUUGCAGUAUGAUCCUCAAGAAAAUUGACAAGAAGAAAGACAGGCUUAUAGUUCUGAACCACAAACAUGAAUUGUUGGAGCAAUUGAAUAAAUGUGAUGAUUUGGCACUGGUUUUACAUUUGGCUGUAUUGGUGAUCUUCACAACUGCUACCCAGUGUAUGUUACAUGCUAGUGGAAGACAUUUGCAACAAAUUUUGCGUUACUUGAAGCAAUAUCUGACAGUAGAACAUAUGGGAGAACUUAAUUCUUAUCAUGAUUAUGUUAGUUUAAUGCUGAGUGGUGGAUCAGAAGAAGAAAAUGUACGACAGAAACUGAAGGAAAUGGUACCUACAAUCAGAAAUAUUGCGAAUGAAUUCAAAAAAACAACUGCAGAAAAAAGCUGACCUUAAUAAUUGUUCAAUUCGAUGGGUAUAAUGUUCAUUCUGAUGUCAAUAUUCAAUUAUUUGUAAAUAAUUCAGAGAUUUACCAUUUGUUUCCAAAUAAACAUUUAUUUACA